Molecule: messenger RNA, 1084 nt
Organism: Amphimedon queenslandica
Lineage: Eukaryota; Metazoa; Porifera; Demospongiae; Haplosclerida; Niphatidae
Exons: 7
Coding region: 155-1084 (309 amino acids)
Source: RefSeq, a predicted model, not a curated record
UAAACAGAAGUAAAGCAGAUACCAAUCACAAUGUCACUUUAACUAAUUCUCCUUUCCCCUCUACUUGAACCUGUUACUGGUAGAUACAGUCACUCACUCACAGCAGUCACAAUGUCACCAAACUGUGUGUGGCUAGUAAUUGUUGGAGGAUAUAAUGAGCUUGAAUCCCAGUUUUUUUAUAAUAGAAAAGAAGGAGUCAGAGGUUAAAUUUGUCACUGAUACUGAUAAACUAAUAAUGAUAAUUGAAUUAAUGUAUAUUGAAGCUGGUGAGUGGAUAGUACAAUCAGUACUGGAUGCUAAUGAUCUCACUAGUAAGAAAUAUCAAGAAAAGUAUUCAUCAUACAGCAAGACCAGAACAUGGUGGAUGGAUCAGCUAGUAGAAGAUCCCACAAAGAAGGAAACUGAGCUACAGAGAUACAUCCAGUUAUUGCAUCAAAAACUGGCUGAAACCAAUAAACAAGCUAAAGUUGACAAUAAUAAAUUGGAAGAGGUGUUAAAAGCACAGGUACAGUUACACAAAGAGAAACAGAUUAUCAUUGAAGAUAAUGAGAAACUUAGAGCUACAGUUGCUUAUAAUGAAGUAUUGAUAACUCAAAUAGAGGAAGAGAAGAAACAAGCGGAGGAAGAGAAGAAACAAGUAGAGGAAGAUAAGAGAAAAUUAGUGGAAGAGAGGAGACAAUCGGAGGAGCAAUAUUUUGUGGAGAAACGGAUCACUAAAGAACUUAAAGCUAAAGUUGCUGUUAAUGAUGUAUACCUAACUGAAUUAGAGGAAGAGAAUGAAAAAGUAGAGAAACAAUAUCUCAAAGAGAAACAGAUCACUGAAGAACUUAAAAGUCAAAUGACUAAAUUAGAGGAAGAGAAGGAGCAAGUUAAGAAACAGUUCCUCACUGAGAAACAAAUCACUAAAGAACUUAAAAUUAAAGUUGCUGAUAAUGAGAGGUAUACUGCCAAACUAAUGAGGAGUCAGACCAAAAACACUAGUUCCAAUGUUGCUAAUGAGGCACUGGAAGAGAAAGAAAAAAGGAAGGAGCAAUAUUUCAAAAAGAAACAGAUCAUUACAGGUAAGAGUAUUGUCAUCAUUUAA